This is a messenger RNA of Anastrepha ludens (Mexican fruit fly), 1490 nucleotides long. RefSeq lists its product as uncharacterized. The record is from RefSeq and is a predicted model, not a curated record. NCBI's taxonomy places the organism in Eukaryota, Metazoa, Arthropoda, Insecta, Diptera, Tephritidae. Gene Ontology annotation, cellular component: nucleus. The transcript has a single exon. The coding region runs from base 146 to 1345 and encodes 399 amino acids.
AUUAGUGCUGAAACCAACAUGGGUUAAAUACAACCAGCUGUUGAUCAUCUGUCUGCUUAAAGGGGAAUUGCGUUUAGUUUUUCGUUGUACGAUGAAUCUUAAUUGGAAAUAAUUAGUUUAUUGAUAUUGAUAUUGACAUAUUAAAAUGUUAUCCACAUCUCAAAUUCGUUGCUUUCACACUGCCGUAUCGCGCCUGGCGCGUGGUGUUGGGCGACGUUCUAACCCCGGCAUCGGCCAUCAACUCACUAUGGCAGAAACGGUCGACGAACGGCUCGUACAGGAUCCCGAGGGAUUUGGUGACUUGGAAUCUGACUUUAUGACAGCCAGCCAGGCACAUCGUGAGCAUGAACGUGAAAUGAUUCAGCAACGUGAGCGCAUUCGGCACCAUAUGAUUAAGCACAAAUACUUCCGGGAACCCAAACUACCAAACUUACUCACCUAUGCUGAGAAGGAGCAAAUACGUACCUUACAUUUGAGUGAUCCUGAUGAGUGGACUGCAGAGCGUUUGGCGGAAAGUUUUCCCGCUACUAUCGAAAUUGUACAGAAAAUAAUAUCAGCCAAGUGGCAGGCUCGUAGCACUAAGCGUAUCCAUAAACAUGAUGAGGUAGUCAUACGAAAUUGGGAAACAUUGCGAACAAAUCCAAAACUGUUGCAAUUGCCACCGGAUUUGCAGGCACAUGUGCAAAAAUUUGCCACAAGGCGCGCGGAAGACUUGCGUGUGUUGUCCGCAAAGUCGAGUGAGAUACCGACAUUGCCCCGCCCGAAAAAAGAUGAAUUCUUAUCCAUUAUUACAAGUUGCGAUAAGUAUGCAGAAAAAAAGGAGGCACCGCUGCUGUCGGCAGGAAAAUCGACCAAUCUUAUGCCAGCACCGGAAGCGGCGGCUGAGGAUGAGACGUAUUUGUUGGAAAAAGUUCACGAUAAAAGGAGAAUGCGUCUACAAGAGUUAAAAAAAUACAAACUACCACCAACUGAAUCGGACUUGUCUUCUACCUCAACUGAUUUAACUGCUGCGAAUAACGAAGUCCAGCACUCAACAGGAACACACAGUAUAGAGCAGCAAGCAGCAGCUAAACUACAAAAUCCGAGUGGUACUGGCAUAAUUUCCACGAGCGAACACGACAACACAUUAGCUGAUCUAAAUCUGCUUGAGAAAUAUGAAAGCAGCGAAAUUGUUAUUAGCGUUGAGGAUCAAAAACGAUUCGAAAUAACGCGCGUCAAAGAUCGCAUACAUAUUCCACGCAAAGUAUGGCGCAAAGGAGCUACCUAUCGAGUCGAGGAUGUGUACUAUGAUGAUGAUGGAGAAUUUCUCUACCGAGUGCCGGGAAUGAUAGGAAACAAGAAAUAGACUGGCUUCAUCGUGGUGCAAAACUAAACAUUUAAAAGCUUUGUAGUUAAACAUAUAAGAGUUAAAUAAUUUUACUGUAAAUUUAUGCUCAAAUCACUGUUUGAAGGAAAAUAUAAAUAUAUACGUUUUAAAAAGUGUAUCGUUA